AUGCAAGAUUGGACUCAUGUUUUCCCUCGUCCUCGACACACUAGGGUCGUGAAGCCUCGUAGUGCGGGCAACAGUCCCUCGUCUGUCAGCCGAAGGAGAACAACCGUUGCCCAGAGUGCCAUGCAAGGGAUGCCGACCCAGUAUCAGUCGUCCCUUGAAGCUGCUUUACUCGCCUCUGCAGCUCGGAACUCUCGUCCGAUCAGCUGGCAUCCAUCCUCAAACAGGGCCCGUGGCCUUUCGCAUUCAUCAUAUGUCCCUGAUUUCUCCUCGGAGAUGUACCCCGGCAUGGGUGGCGUCUCGGAUCAAACAAACGCUUUCCCCGUCUAUGGUAGCGACAACAUGAUGCCCUAUGCCAUGUCAGCCGGCCCCGCCUAUUCACCUGACUAUCUUCCCGUGUAUUCUGAUCCAAUGCAAGAGGCCAUGCCCAUGCCUCAUCCGACUCCAGCACUAUCGAUGCCUGGCUCGCAGGUCGAGCAAAUGGCCUGGGAUGUCACUGCAACCAACGCUGACUUCCCGAACGUGGCCCAAACGACUUCUGAUGGCUGGUCCUUAGAUAUGCUUUCGAUGGCCAACAUUCCCCCUGCGGAAACAGCUUGCCCUAGCUAUGCUAGUGUACCAUCACCAGGUGAACUCAGCGGGCCCUCAACACCGGACUUUUUGCCAAUUCAACAACUCGACGAUAUUCCGAUCUCAACUCAAACUAAAAAAGAUGGUAAAGCCGAGGAGGAGCUAGUUGGCAUGGGUCUCUACAACCAACCCGACCGAUCUCUCACCCAAACUCAACCGGGAUCCCUGGGCAAGGGCCUCAAACUCGAGGAAACAUUUUCGCCAUCCGACGAUGAGAACGACGAGAGUGUUCAGGAUGUGGAUGAGGAAAACGGCUUCCAACAGGUUCAGCAAGUCCCAACCGAGCAACCUGCGAUCAUGAUCCAGCCACAACAACCGCAGACGACAAUUCCCAAGCAACCAUCUAAAUCUGGAUUGAACCUGCUUCACAAAUCUUUUUUCUUCGAUCACGAUGACCUUGAUCAGCAGCCGAUGCCCAUGGCACAGCCAUUUGCGAAUUUGAACCAGUCCUGCAUGAACUAUGGGUAUGGUGGAUGGAUUUGA
Messenger RNA from Penicillium cosmopolitanum, 1110 nucleotides. RefSeq lists its product as uncharacterized. The transcript has a single exon. Bases 1 to 1110 code for a protein of 369 amino acids. Lineage: Eukaryota; Fungi; Ascomycota; Eurotiomycetes; Eurotiales; Aspergillaceae. The record is from RefSeq and is a predicted model, not a curated record.